AUGGAUUUUUAACAGCCCUAAAUCUGGAAAUUUCACCUGACACCCUAGAAACAAAAGUUACGCAACUAAAGAAUGUAAUCGCUUUAACAACUCAACAAGAGUUAUAUACAGAAAUUAGGGAUGGAGUGAAGGAACUCGAGAAAUGGAUAGAAGACAUCAAACAAACAGCGGAUGAACAAGAGCGUGAAAAAGAUAAACAAACUAUUUUACAUAGGUUACAGGCUUCAAUUCGGCGAGCUGUUUUGACAUCUAAGCAAAAUAUUGAAAGGGAGGCGAAAAUAGAGCGUGAAAUGUUGUUAGGACCUAGUGAUGUUACUGAUGCAUUACGACGUACUACCCAAUUAAUGCAACAAGAAAUUGAACGUAGUGCCUACUCAGCAAAAAUACUUGACGAGUCAUCUCGUGCACUGAAGUCCACUUACAGCGAAUAUCGAGGAUUUUCAUCAGUUUUGCGUGGUUCUAAACAAUUAAUUACCAAAUUAGAACAGAUUGAUUGGACGGAUAGGCUACUCAUUCUAUUUGGUCUAUUAGUGUUUGUCUUAGUUGUGUUAUAUAUUCUGAAGAAAAGAGUGUGGAAUACUGGUUUUGGCUGGAUGUCAUGGUUCGCCUCUUGGGUUAUUUAG
Racocetra fulgida is the source of this 623-nucleotide messenger RNA. NCBI's taxonomy places the organism in Eukaryota, Fungi, Glomeromycota, Glomeromycetes, Diversisporales, Gigasporaceae. The record is from the annotation of a GenBank genome assembly.